This is a messenger RNA of Lodderomyces beijingensis, 2172 nucleotides long. Lineage: Eukaryota; Fungi; Ascomycota; Pichiomycetes; Serinales; Debaryomycetaceae. The record is from the annotation of a GenBank genome assembly.
AUGACCCAGCUACCGUCUGUAUCUGAGCUAUUAGGUUCAAACAGAUUAUUUUUUCUUGCAAACGAAAAUGGCACCCACCUGGAGUCAGCCUCAUUUACCGCUUCCCCCACACACAGCCAAAGGGACAGUUCCACUGGCUUGGACAAGUCUCAACAUCAAGCACUUGCACAGCAGCGCAAGCCACUACCACUAUGUCCACUGGCGUUGCCCAGUAGAAGAAACAGCGCUAGCAACAACAACAACAAUCCAAAUCAGCCCGAGGAUGAAAGCGCACGGCUACAGCGUGAAAAGGCUAAAUCGUUGAAUUCUUUUUUCGUGCACGACGAAAGUGACUCCAAAUCUCCUAGAACCCUAGCUGUCCAACUACCUAGCAUUUCGGCUUCAGAAAAGCAAGCCAUCCACGAGUCUUCUGCCUCGAGUUUGUCGAGUCACGUGACUAGAUAUGCCAAGGACGGAUCCCACCAACUUCAGUAUAAGCAACAAAUCACCAACAUUCAACUGUUGCUGCCGUCGCAACACAACAAUGUGCCUCUGCAACAGUCCAACGAUUCCAAACCGCCGAGAUCCUCUGCACCUCAACUUGUUGGUUUAAGUCAUCAACAACAACUUCAUCAUUAUCAACAACACCAGCUUCAAAAUCCUCCUCACGCUGCAUACAAGGCACCCUUCCCACUGGGCUACUACACACGUCCCCAGUCUCCCACUUAUAUACAGUCAGUUGACUACCCUGAUGGAGCUGCUUUACGAGCGCAAACGCGCGGGAGUCUCGUUUCUUCCUCCAAGUCCUCAUCGCUAUCAUCGUCCUCUGCCUCAAAUGGUAGACACGUAGGUACAAAUUUACUACCUGUUCACAGCGCACCCGCUACAGCAAACCCCGGGACCAACUCCCGUGCCUACUUUGUUGGAAUCAGAUCGCAAGAAGUGGGCUAUUAUUUGACAGCUGAGGACCCAAACCUGAGAGAUGUGCGUGCAAAAUACGUUGCCGUUCCGAAUCCUACGAAUCCUACGCAGCCACCACCACCGCCACCGCCGCCGUUGUCCAUUCAUGAAAUGAGCUCAGCCACAAGCUCAGUGGCAAGCUCGAUAUCAAAAUCCUCAUCUUCAGCUGGUAGUGGGUACUACAUGGUCGGGAGCGAGGCCCAUCUUCAUCAGCCUCCUCCUCCUCCUCUUAAUCAACCUCAGAGUAUACAUGUCCAGUACCUACCCGGCCCUGCUUCAAACCAACACCAACCACCCUUUCAAACUCAUCCGCCACAUCCUCAAAUCAGAGCACCUCCAGAAACUGCCAUCCCGCAGUACUACGAAACAUACCCCUACUCCAUGGCCAAGAAUGUGAUUUAUGAUGAAAACAACGCGUUGAUUAACAAGCGCAAGAGUAUAAAGCGAAGAACAAGGACCGGUUGUUUGACGUGCAGGAAAAGACGCAUCAAAUGUGACGAGAGAAAGCCCAACUGCUAUAAUUGCGAACGAAGCAAGAAAGUGUGCCUCGGGUAUGAAAAUCUUUCCAAUUUGCAACCUCGCAAAAGAGUUCGAGAUACUAGCUUGGACUUGCCCGUGGUUAGCCAGGAAGAGCAUGAACGGCUCAUGAUGAAAACCCACAACAGCAUUGUUGCUCCAGGGAGUGUUCUGAUGCUAGAGCACCAGCACGGCCAGGGACAACAGAUGCAACGGCCGUACCAGCAAAAUCAUAAUCAGUUGAUGGAGAAUUCACAUCUUCAUCAUCAUCACCCACAACACCCGCAACAUUCCCAACUUGCCACCCCAGGAGAGGAGAAACCGACACACGUUUACCAUCAACACUAUGAACUACAACUACAACAACAACAACAGCAGCAGCAGCAGCAACAACAUCGAGGACCAACUGAUGACUCACCGAACCGGCUUGGAGAUCAAUUUCAACGUAGAGUCUCGGGUCCUCCCCCUCCGAAAUACAGAUCCUCCUACGAACUACCACCUCUGCAGCAAGGUGCAGCUUUCUUUUCAAUUCCAGGCGCUGUUCCUCACCGCUCCUCCAAUUUAUACGAGAGAGUCGGUGGCGAUGAUAUCGCGGUGCCGCAAUUGGCGGCACAAGCUCAGGCGCAAGCGCAAGCGCAAGCACAACAGCCAUCGCCUGCGAAACAUGGCGUUUAUGAACAAAAUGAGAAGCUAAACAUACGGGCCAUUCUCAAAUGA